AUGCUCUUCAACAACACCCCACAUAAAGCCGACAUUAUCCUCUUGAACACAAUUUUACGAGGAUUUGUGAACCACAAUUUCCCCGAACUAGCCAUCAAAACCUACACAGAAAUGAUCCAAGACUAUGAUAUUUCUCCUGAUAGAUUCACCUUCCCUUCAUUACUCAAAGCUUGUACUCAAGAUCCAGUCUUGACUAACGGAAGAUCCCUUCAUUCCCAAAUUCUGAAACUUGGCCUUGAAACUGACCUCUACACUCAAACUGCACUUAUUGCAAUGUACUCAGCUUAUCGAGAUUCUUCCUCCUCAAGAAAAGUGUUUGAUAGGAUGGAACAGAAGAAGAAUGAGAUUGCUUGGACUUCCAUGAUCAAUGGGUAUGCAAGGAAUGGAUCUCCAAGAGAGGCAUUGCAGCUUUUCUUCUUGAUGAAACAAGAACAAGGUUUAGUCAUCGAUGAAGUCACUAUGGCCUCUGCAGUUUCAGCUUGCGGAGAACUGAGAGAUUUGAACUAUGGCAAGAGGCUUCAUUAUGAAAUCAAGAAAUCAGGAAUGAGAAUCUGCGUGGUUCUUGGGACUGCUCUUGUUGAUAUGUACUCAAAAUGUGGGGAAUUGGAUUUGGCAAGAGAAAUUUUCGACAUGAUUCAUGAUGAUGAUAAGAAUGUGGUUUCUUGGUCUGCUAUGAUAUCUGGAUAUUCUCAGAAUAAUCAGGGAAAUGAGGCUUUAAGAUUGUUCAAGGAGAUGGUUUCUAAUUCUGGUCACAAGCCAAAUGAGAUCACAAUGAUGGCAGCACUCUCAGCCUGUGGUCAGACUGGUGACUUGAAUCUAGGGAAGUGGAUUCAUGCUUAUAUCGAUAAAGCGCACCUUGAUCAUUCAACUGGCUUGAUGAAUUCCCUUGUCGAUAUGUAUUCAAAGUGUGGGAAGAUAGAGCUAGCCUUUGAGAUAUUCAGUGAGAUGCCGAAAAAGGAUAUUAUUUCGUGGAAUGUGAUUAUAAAUGGGCUAGCGCUACAUGGGUUUGGUGAUCGAGCCUUGACUCAGUUUGAUCUGAUGCAAAAAGCAAGAACAGUGCCAGAUGACAUUACAUUUAUUGGUGUUUUAUCAGCUUGCAGUCAUACAGGCUUAUUGAAAGAAGGGUUGUUUCAUUUUCAAAACAUGAAGGAAACGUAUAGGAUUGAGCCGAAAUUGGAGCACUAUGGAUGCAUGGUUGAUUUGCUCAGUAGAGCUGGAAUGCUAGAAGAAGCUCAAAAGCUUGUCAGAGAGAUGCCAAUUGAGCCAAAUGGGGCGGUCUGGGGAGCCUUACUCAGUGGAUGCAGAGUCUAUAACAACGUAGAGCUAGGAGAGGAGGCAGCCAAGCAUCUUCUUGAAAUUGAACCAAACAAUGAUGGCAAUUAUGUUCUUUUAUCGAACAUUUAUGCAAGAAAGAAACAAUGGGAAGAAGUGAGGGGCGUGAGGCUUCUUAUGCAUUUAAGAGGCAUCAGAAAAGUACCAGGUUGCAGCUCAAUUGUGAUGGAUGGAGGUAGCCAUGAGUUCACUGUAGGAGACAGAGCUCAUCCUGAAUCAGAGAAGAUAUAUUCAAUGCUGAAUGUAGUCAGUGACAGGUUGAGAGCUGCAGGUUAUAAGGCAGAAACAUCAGAGGUGCUGCUGAAUAUCGAUGAAGAAGAGAAAGAAGACUCACUUUCUCAGCACAGCGAGAAGUUGGCUCUGUCAUUUGGGCUGAUAAAGACGAGGCCGGGUGAUGAGAUUCUUAUAUUGAAGAAUCUAAGGGUGUGCAGAGAUUGUCACUCUGCGUUCAAAAUGAUAUCCAAGCUCUUUCAGAGAAAGAUUACUGUCAGGGACAGAAGCAGGUUCCAUCACUUUAGGAACGGGACAUGUUCUUGCAAAGAUUAUUGGUGA
This is a messenger RNA of Asparagus officinalis (garden asparagus), 1884 nucleotides long. Its product is annotated as pentatricopeptide repeat-containing protein At1g08070, chloroplastic-like. The record is from RefSeq and is a predicted model, not a curated record. Gene Ontology annotation, molecular function: zinc ion binding; protein binding; RNA binding. NCBI's taxonomy places the organism in Eukaryota, Viridiplantae, Streptophyta, Magnoliopsida, Asparagales, Asparagaceae. Gene Ontology annotation, biological process: RNA modification. Bases 1 to 1884 code for a protein of 627 amino acids. The transcript has a single exon.